GCUGACGUAUAUUUUAUGCGCCUGUCAAACAGCAUCGACAAUGAUGGCAGCGGAGCAAACAAAGCAGGAACGGGAAAGCGAUGAUUACUCUCUUCUCCCAGUAGUUCAUGAUAUCAUAAAAUGCAUGGACAAAGAUAGUCAAGAUGUCCAUCAAGAACUAGCCAAGUUGAAGACGAGGAUCCAGGAUGCGCGUGAACAAAUCGGAACUAUGCCAGGAAUUGACAAGAGCCCGUCGGAGCAGCAGCAGGAACUGGAGAAGCUGCGGGAGCAAGUCCGCACGAAGAAUCAAUUACUGCAGAAAUACAAGAGUUUGUGUAUGUUUGAGGUUCCAAAAGCGUCGUGAAGGACGCUUUCCAGUCCACAUGGAAAUUAACUGAACUAGUAGAGACAGACGGAAGAGAAAUAUAUUUUUGUAUUUAAAACAGGCAAAUACUAAAGAACCUUCAUUUGGAAUCGUGGGAAAUAAGCUUUCUCAUAUGGAUAUCGUUUUGGGACUCCAUAUCGUGCUUUGUAUAAUUUUCUUAUCCAACCUAAAACAUUCUACAGUAUAAGUUAAGGACUUCUACCCCCUCUGUUAUUAAAACAAACACUAUUGUAUUUCACAAUAACAAUGGCUUUUUUUUUGUCAAUAAUGCUGCCUUCAGGUAUGAUUUCAGUAUUAUUUACUAUCCCCUUUGUCUUUUUUGUAGUUUUCUAAACAAAAUAUGUAUACUGAACUAUAUUAGCAAAUUAUUUAAGUUAAUGAUUUGUGGAUGCAGACUAUUCAACUUGAGUUUUGCUGAUUUUCCAAUGCAGUUACGCCUAAAAUAAGCCUGUUUAUUUCUUGUUGACAGUUGCCAACUAGUCUGCUCUGUAUAAGAUGCAGCAUGGUAACUACUUGCUCUGCUUUUAGAAAUAACAUUGUCUACCAUGAAGAAUGACAGUGUUUUUAGUGUGGUAUGCCUAUAGGCUGCAUUAUAAUGUUAAUGUUUACAAAAAUGAAAUAAGGCAUAAGGGGAUCUAGUAGCCUAUAUCUCCAAUAUGCCCCUAUGGGGCAUGGUAUAUAGACCAUAUACCACAAACCAUAAGAAUGAGGAACUUCUGUCAAACUGCUUACCAUGGUCAUCCUGAUUGAUGAACCAUCAGGAUGACCAUGGUAUUAGUUUCAUGGUUUUGAGUAUAACUGAAACUGUCUGAGGAUGUGCUAAUUUACUGUCAUUAGUGGCACCACAGAAAGGAUGACAAAGACUCAAACUUUUAAAAUUGUUUAUUUCCUUUUCAUUCUUUUUUUAUGAGAUGUAAACGCUGACAAGAAUAAUAAAUAUACAUUCAUAUUUGUU
Esox lucius (northern pike) is the source of this 1319-nucleotide messenger RNA. It is a transcript of the gene med9, whose product is annotated as mediator complex subunit 9. The record is from RefSeq and is a predicted model, not a curated record. Gene Ontology annotation, molecular function: transcription coregulator activity. NCBI's taxonomy places the organism in Eukaryota, Metazoa, Chordata, Actinopteri, Esociformes, Esocidae. The transcript has 2 exons. Gene Ontology annotation, cellular component: mediator complex. Gene Ontology annotation, biological process: regulation of transcription by RNA polymerase II. The coding region runs from base 41 to 343 and encodes 100 amino acids.